AUGGAUUAUCGCGCCGUCAAUAAAUCGCGAAUCCCUCAGACUGGUUUGACUGAGAUGAACUCCGCCAAAGCGAAUUCUCGAUCUGGGCUAAAGCCUCCGGGCUUCGCUACGAGUGGGAUGAAACCUUCAACAAUAUCAAGUUCGCCUCGUAACCAUCUUACUACUUAUGAUGUGUCUCUAACUGAUCUCACAGAAGCUCCGACCACAACCAAUGCCUCCCAUCACCCCUCUUCUUCGACCUCGAGAAUCCCCAAUGGCGCCGCACGACCUCACGCCCGAACAAAUUCCUUCUCUUCAUCUGUCUCCUCCAGAACGACACAAUCCAGAACUACCUCGACCUCAUCAUUCUCCCAAACCAUCGGAUCCGGCCAGCGAACAGUUGGAGCAAGACCACAAACAUCAAUGACCCAACGGAAGCAAGGCGCCUCUUCCAUCGCACGACCACAUACGUCACUAGAGACCCAUGAGGAGGAAUCACCGAAUAGUGUGCUGGGCAAACGAAAGGGUACGCAAAAUUCCCCAAGAACUUUUCAAGUUACCCCUGGAUCGUAUGACAAGUACCUCAAUUGCACAAUGAACUGGACCCCGUCACCACACUCCUCCCACACCCCUGAUGGUCUCCCUACUAGACGGAGAGACUCGUCAUUGAGUACCCUUAUGAGCGAGCUAUCCCUUUUGGAUUGCCCCAAUGAUCAAGUGUCCUUCGCGAGGAGAGUGCGCAAGAUUCCUUCACGCUCUACCGCAACAAAGACGCCCCUGCGCCAGUCAAUGCCAACUUCUCUGAUCUCACAUUCCCCGUCUCUUCGCAAACCCAAGUCACCUCAAAAAGCACCCCCUACUAUAGUACCGUUUCUAACAAAAUCUUCCCAUUUAAAAGCCUGGGAUCAUGACACCAGGGAGCAGCAAAUCGAAGACAUUGCCGACGUACUCUUUAGCAAAAUGUCGCAGGCCGGCCAGAACAGCGAUGCCAUGAAAGAUGCUGUCAACUUAUACAAAUCACGAGUUGACGAGCUCGAGAGGAAUCGCGACGAAUUGUUGACCAACAAUUGCACGCUCCGCAUUGAAUUAGAGUCUUUGAAAAACAAAGUUUCCUCCACGGAGCAAGCUUUGAAAAAUGCUGAAACAGAACAUGAAAUUGCCAUGGACGAAUACGAACAACGCAUGCGUAUCGACACUGAAGCUGCAAGGCUCGAGGGCCGCAAACAGAUGGAAACCCUCGUUUCACAGCAUCGUGACGAAAUCGAAACUUUGCGACGAUGCCAUCAAAGAGAACUUGAUGAUGAACGAAGUACAUACCAACGAGAGAUCCAUCAAGUAAAUUCCCAGAAGGCUCUCGACAUGCAAAAGGUUCAACUAGAAAUUGCGAAUAAGGACAGACAUAUUGAGGUCCUUGAGCGAGACUUGCGCGCUGCGCAAGAUGAUGUGGAAACAGAAAAGUCCAAGAACCGUGAACUUCGCAGCUACUUGGAUACGGCUAGCAGCAAUAGCGUAACACUCGAAUCAUCAAUACGCGCUUUGAAAGCAAGAAUUGAGUUCUUGGAGUCGGGAAGCCAAGAACAGUCCCAGGCAUUCGAACGCCUACAACAGCAAUUGGAAGAAGCUCUUCGCGACACAAAUGACGCAAAGGAAAAGCUGCGUAAGGAGGAAACACUUCGACGAAAGCUGCAUAAUCAGGUUCAAGAAUUGAAAGGGAAUAUUCGCGUCUUCUGCCGUGUUCGACCACCACUCGAAUCGGAACCUGAAUCCGACAUUGCUCAAAUUACGUUUCCAGAUGACGCCGAAGAUUGUCGAGAGAUUGCCGUUAUGGGCCCAGAAGAGAAAAGUAGUCUUGGUAUUGUGUCUCGGAAAAACAAUGCCUUCUCGUUUGAUCGCGUCUUCGGGCCUAAUACACAGAAUGCUGGCGUGUUUGAAGAAAUCAGCCAACUCGUCCAAAGUGCUCUUGAUGGCUACAACGUCUGCAUAUUCUGCUAUGGGCAGACGGGAAGUGGUAAGACACACACUAUGUCAUCGGAAGAUGGCAUGAUCCCGCGUGCUGUUCAUCAGAUUUAUGACACCGCGAAGAGCCUAGAAGAGAAAGGAUGGACGUACACAAUGGAGGGCAAUUUUGUUGAGGUUUACAAUGAAAACUUGAAUGAUCUUCUUGGAAAAGUCGAUGACUUUGAUAAGAAGAAACAUGAAAUCAGGCACGACAUGCAGAAAUGCAAAACUACAAUUACCGAUGUCAAUACCGUUACCCUCGAUUCUCCGGAGAUGGUGGAGUCGAUCCUCAAACGAGCUGCUUCGAACAGAUCUGUCGCAGCCACAAAAGCAAACGGAAGAUCUUCCAGGUCACAUUCUGUCUUCAUUCUCCGCCUACUAGGCCACAACACAAUCACAGGAGAAAAGUGUGAAGGUACUCUGAACCUUGUCGAUCUCGCUGGUAGUGAGCGACUAAGCCAUAGUGGCGCGACAGGAGAUCGGCUUAAGGAGACACAGAACAUCAAUCGUAGCUUGAGCUGUCUCGGAGACGUUAUUGGGGCCUUGGGCUCUGGCAAGGAAGGUGGCCAUAUCCCGUAUAGGAACAGCAAGCUUACCUAUCUGUUGCAAUUCUCCUUGGGUGGUAACUCCAAAACUCUGAUGUUCGUCAUGGUCAGCCCUCUUCAGGCGCACCUAGGAGAAACUUUGACCAGUCUCAAGUUCGCCACCAAAGUACAUAACACCCAUAUUGGGACGGCGAAGCGAGUCACAAAGGUACAAACCUAA
This is a messenger RNA of Talaromyces atroroseus, 2742 nucleotides long. RefSeq lists its product as hypothetical. The coding region runs from base 1 to 2742 and encodes 913 amino acids. Lineage: Eukaryota; Fungi; Ascomycota; Eurotiomycetes; Eurotiales; Trichocomaceae. Gene Ontology annotation, biological process: microtubule-based movement. The transcript is spliced from 3 exons. The record is from RefSeq and is a predicted model, not a curated record. Gene Ontology annotation, molecular function: microtubule motor activity; ATP binding; microtubule binding.